Messenger RNA from Asterias rubens (European starfish), 897 nucleotides. RefSeq lists its product as uncharacterized. Lineage: Eukaryota; Metazoa; Echinodermata; Asteroidea; Forcipulatida; Asteriidae. The record is from RefSeq and is a predicted model, not a curated record. The coding region runs from base 1 to 897 and encodes 298 amino acids. The transcript is spliced from 4 exons.
AUGCAGUCCCUGAUGACUACAAUUAAGAAACUGAAAGAAGGUGCAAAGAAGCCUUACAGUGUACCUUUGGAAUGUGUAAUCACGUCACGAUCAGAUGUCAUUAGAUAUAAGACCGGGGGCAUUAGCAAAACAAUGCUGUUUGUCAGCCUCUGUGACGCAACAGGUUACAUCAAGGGUUCAGUGUAUGAUAUUCAUAAGUUUGAUGACAUAGAAGAUGGUGAAGGUGUUUACAUGAAGAACUACAUUAUGAAGAGUGAAUCCUGUUUAGUUAUUACUUCGAAGACUCAUGUAAUGGAAAGAGGAAAGAUGUCUGUACCGGAAGAAUUGGUGAGGGAAUCAGUUCUUUUGACGAGGCCAGCAACGCCCCCACCUAUUGAUGUCUCUUUGGUGAAGAAAUCUCCAGUUAAGUCCACUGUGACUGUUACUGGGAAAAUAUCACAGGAUGAAGCUGUUCGAACUGUUGAUGUAGGUGGGGAAGAUGUUGAUGUAAGAAAUGUGACAUUGAGUGACAAGAACUGCUCAGUGAGGAUGGCAUUGUGGAAAGAACAGACAAGGUCAGAUGUGCACCCUGGUGAUUAUAUUACUGCAACGAAUUGCAUUGUUAAGGAUUAUCAGGGGGAGCUCCAAUUGACUUGCACACCAAGGACAACUAUUAAGAAACAGGAACCUCCUGAAGAGAAACAUGAGAUGACAAUUGUAGCGUUCAUUCCUGGAGGUAUUCACAUGCAAGUAGCUAUUGAAGGUUCAGAUACGUUCUACAACAUAGACAAGGACAUUUUGGCAACUUUCCUUGCUGUGACACAAAACGAACUGAAAAGUGCUUUGAAAGAGGCUGUACCAUUGAAGGUUACAGCAACAGUCUUGAACAAGACUAUCAUUGCUGUUGAAGAAGCAUAA